AUGUCGGCCGACGGUAACCGCUCUCAGAAGACCAUCCGCCUCGCUUCCCGCGGCAAAGGGUGCCACCUCGUCACCGACGAGAUCGUAAAGGGCCUCGGCGACUCGCUCAAGAACACAAAGAUCGGCAUCCUCUUCCUGUUCCUCCAGCACACCUCGGCCGGCCUCUCGAUCAACGAGAACUGCGAUCCGGACGUGCGCACCGACAUGGACCGCGUCCUCGACGAGAUUGUGCCAGAAGACUUUGCCUGGGAGCACACCGACGAGGGCCCCGACGACUCGGUGAGCCACACCAAGAGCAGUAUCAUCGGCAUCUCGCUCCAGAUCCCAAUCUCGGACGGCAGGCUCGCCCUCGGGACGUGGCAGGGCAUCUACCUCACCGAGUUCCGCCACUUGCCGCACUCGCGCAAGGUCGUCGCCACCAUCAUCUAG
Molecule: messenger RNA, 429 nt
Organism: Rhodotorula graminis WP1
Lineage: Eukaryota; Fungi; Basidiomycota; Microbotryomycetes; Sporidiobolales; Sporidiobolaceae
Exons: 4
Coding region: 1-429 (142 amino acids)
Source: RefSeq, a predicted model, not a curated record